AUGAGUCACCGACACCUUGAUCAGAACAAAGUCAUAGAUUUCAAGCGAUACUACACCUAUGGGUUUCUUAUUAACCUUUUACCAAUUUACAUUUUCUAUCCCGUGCGAACCGGUAAAACUCUUCAACAAGCCAAUAUUGGUACUGGUUCGUCCACUUCACUUGUGUCUGUUAUUACAGAACGUGUACGAACUGAAGGAAUACGUGGCCUGUACAAAGGGAUGAGCGUGUAUGCUCUUGGUAGUAUCUCUGGACGUUUAGUACACUUUGCCACUUAUGACGCAUUACGAGAACGUGUUUACAAGGGACAAGGAAAUAGUGUUGGGCUUGGUUGGCUGGAGGGACGAGAUCCUGCUACUAUUAAUGGAACAUUAGGCACAAUAGCCGCUGUGACCACAUCAAGUUUCAUGGUACCGUUUGAUGUAAUUACGCAGCAAUUACAAAUCUCAAAAAAAGAAGUUACGAACACUCAUAAUGUAAAUAUACCAUUAGCAGAAAACACAUUACCGAAACGCAAGAUUCAUACUACUAAUCAUCUAAUACAACCCACAUUUAACAGCAUUGCGUUAACAACAUCAUCGUCUACAACAACACACGAGACAAAACCUCCAAGUUCACAUUUAUCAUCAAAAACUCCAUUAGAAGCUCAACCACCUGGAGUCACAGCAGCGGCAUCCCUUAAUCCUUCAUCCAAAAAUUUCAUUACGCGUCUAAAGCCACACGAUGUGUCAUUGUACCGGUUUCUGUAUCGCGGUUGGUCAGCUGGAAUCCUACACACAAUUUCCUUUUUCCCUGCCUAUUUCUAUACAUACACAUUUGUAUUGGAACAUUAUCAACGACAUCUCAAUCACUUCACUUUCCUUCCCUCACCAUACUUCUUCUUUUCGGUGACUUCUGGAAUGGCGGCAGGUAUCACUGCAACUUUGGUCUCUGCGCCAUUCGAUGUUGUGAAAACGCGAAUUCAGAUUGCGCGGAAGGCCGGUCAACAUAAUUUACGUUGGUUAACUAUGGCAAAAUCUAUAUUGCAUACCGAAGGUAUACGAGGCAUGUAUGUCGGGAUUUCGGCAAGAUUAUGGAUUGUGGUGCCAUUAGGCAGUUUAAAUUUCUGGGUAUUUGAAAAAGUUCGCGACUGGAGCGCUGUACCGAUUGAAUUGCCAUCUGUAAAUUAG
Ambispora gerdemannii is the source of this 1167-nucleotide messenger RNA. The record is from the annotation of a GenBank genome assembly. NCBI's taxonomy places the organism in Eukaryota, Fungi, Glomeromycota, Glomeromycetes, Archaeosporales, Ambisporaceae.